Molecule: messenger RNA, 6115 nt
Organism: Leptidea sinapis
Lineage: Eukaryota; Metazoa; Arthropoda; Insecta; Lepidoptera; Pieridae
Product: nose resistant to fluoxetine protein 6-like
Exons: 13
Coding region: 91-1953 (620 amino acids)
Molecular function (GO): acyltransferase activity, transferring groups other than amino-acyl groups
Source: RefSeq, a predicted model, not a curated record
CUGCAUCUCCCCAUUUCCGACAAAACUCCAAGUGUGUUGAGUAGUGUUUAUAUAUUUUAUGUGUAUAAUAUUUUAUUUCUGACUGUGACUAUGGCGACAUUAUUUAUUCUGCUUAUAAUAACCAUCCAGCAAUGUUAUGGAGUUAUUUACAAGCUAAAUGAAACAGAAUUCAAUCAGAUGCCACCGAUGUUUGAAAUGGAUAACUAUGCUCAAUGUUUAAAUGAUCCAGAUGGUAUUUAUUGCUCCGUCGAGUUCACAUUAGUAUCUGAUACGCCAAGUGAACUUCUUACAAUGAUUCAGGAAUAUUCAGAAUACUCUUUAAAACAUUUUAAUCAUACAAAGCCACUCUAUGGUGUGUGUUUAACUAGACGAUGUAAGCAGUAUUAUAGACAACAUAAAUCAGCGGACCUAAAAUUAGUCCUUGAGAUGUGUCUUAAUGAGUCAUUGUGGAAUGAGUACCAAUUAAAAUCCAAAGUACAUGACAUUCAGUGUACAAAAUCAAAUGAAAAAAUGGAUAUUGAUGAUGGAGACUUUAUAGUAGCAAAACUAAUGUAUAUAAUAUUGUUUAUUAAUUUAGUCGCCAGUAUUUACGAUUACUUUUUUAUAAGAGGCACAUUAAGAACAGGGAACAGUUACCUGAUGAACUUCUCGCUGUUAAGAAAUAGUUUAAAACUCGUUGAUACCAGUGACCGAUCAGAUGAGAGACAAAAUUGCUUCAAGUCACUCGAUGCUAUAAGAUCUGUCUUAAUGGUGCUAAGUAUUAUUGGUCACUCGUUACAUCCUGUCAUAGUUCUAUCACAAAAUGUGCAUUACAUGGAGACAGCAGCUUAUGAAAGUCCCAUCUUCAAAAUACUUUACAAUGGCUUUAUAGUAGUGCAAGUAUUUUUUUUAAUAUCCGCAUUCUUACUUUCUCAUAAUUUACAAAUGUCUUUGGAGGAGAAAGAGUUAAAGGGACGCGAUAUUCUAGAACGGAUCUUCACAAGAUGGUGGAGACUAACGCCACCUUACGCGGUAUGGCUGGCAUUAACAGCAUCAUGGAAUAGAUUUGCGGGUAGUGGACCGUUCUGGAAGGUGUAUGUGACUCGAGAAGCAAUAGAUUGCAGACGAUCUUGGUGGAAACAUGUCAUGUACAUAAAUAAUUACUUUAUGGAUGGGACAUGUAUGCCUCACUCGUGGCACCUGGCAGCUGAUUUUCAGUUGCACAUAUUAGGACUCAUUGUUUUUAUAAUGUGCAAAGGAACUGUAAGAAGACUGGUCCUCAUGAUUUUGUUUAUCAUUGGACUUAUCGCUCCAGGACUUAAAGUAUUAUAUUAUCAAGACAUAGAUGCAACGGUCUUGGCUAAAUACGAAUCCGUACGCAGAUUGCUAACUGAUGCCCUUGGGUUCAUACAUGCACCAGCUCAGAAUAACUUAACUAGCUUCAUCAUUGGCCUUUCUAUGGGACUGUUUGUAUACCAUCUACAGCGUAACAAAUUCGAAAUUAGCAAAUAUAAGAAAUAUCAACUUAUUUACUAUUUACUGCCGUUCUUCGUGCUUCUAACUGUCAUGGCAAGUGAUACCCAGUACACCGAGGCACCACUGUCUGUAUAUAGUCGUGCAAUGAUAGCUUCAAUCUUAAGACCUGCACCUGCUGUUUGGAUGGCUGCUAUUAUUUUUGGUGCUAUCUUUAAAUAUGAAGAUACAUAUCGUGGAUUUCUUGAAGCUCCAGUGUGGAAGGUCUUAUAUCGAAUAUCCUAUUGUGCCUUCAUAGUUCAUCAAGCUGUCUUCCGUAUGAUAGCAGGAAGCAGUUUACUGGUUCAAUCGAAUCACCUAUACUUGGCGCAGGUUACAUUGGGCAAUGUUUUUAUCUCUUAUAUCAUGGGAAGCAUCCUAUGGCUUCUGGUUGAAGCGCCGUUUUCGGGACUUGUAGACACAAUGAGAUCCAGAAACCAACAGAAAAGAAAGAUGAUCUGAAGACUAAAAGACCAAAUUAUAUGUAUCUGAAGUUGCAUAAAAGUAGAUGAAUAAGUAAUAACAGGUUUCCAAAUUUUAUUUAAAAUUUGAAAAGAAUUUUAAUAUUGAUAUGGUCAGUAUAGGUUGUUGCUAGGUCAGCUAAUUACGUAAUAAUUUAAGGCAGAAGGAACCAUAAAUUGGGACUGAAUAAAUUUACCAAUUUGUGUUACAUGGAUCACACAACUUUUUCUAUUGUUGCUGAACUGAGUUGCGAGACUUGGUUUUUUAAUGAGUAAUAUUUUUGAUGGCAUCUCAUUUAUUUUUGCAGAUAGUCCUAAUUUUUUCAUUUCCUGUAACUUCUACUUCUUGAACAAGAAAAACAAUGCAUUUUCUAAAGCCCACUCCCUUUUUUUGAUGAGCUUUUCUUAUUUUUGUGGGUAGCCUCCCUCUUUUACUUUUCCGAUACUAUUAUUUGAGUGAAGCUACAUACAGUUAUUCUCAAAGCCCACUCCUUGUCUCUAUGGGUGUUUCUUGGAGGCUUUGAUGUUGCAAUUUUUGACAAGUCUCGCCGGAAAAUGCUUCUAACGGCCGUUUUCAAUAACGUUUCUCUAAUUAUGGAUACAUUGCUGUCACCGUUUAAUGACAAGAUCUCUUAUCUAUCCAUAGUUAUAUGCAAUAUAGUUAUAGUCAAAUGCUUUAUCAACCGUUCCCAAUAUACUAUCUACAGAUAGAGAUCAAUUACUACCUUUUACUGUCAGUAAUUAGCUGUCAAUAAUCUGAAGGCGUUCCAAUAUAACCGAUAAGUCAUUCUUAUCGCCUUAUAUUGGGACGAGUGAAUUGCAAUUUCCAUACAAACUUCUAUCGCUGGUAAACUAUACAUCGUCCCAUUGACAGACAGCGUGUACGGAUAAGGUGAGUUACCGUCGAUAAGUUUAUUGGGACAGAAAAGACAACGAUAGUUACGAUUUUUAUCUCAAGUAAGAGAUAGACUGAAUAUUGGGAACGACCGUUAGUCGAUAGGUUAUUGAAAUGUAAGUAUGCGUAAAAGGAUAGAUUUGUCUACCUCUAGUAAGUUAAACUAAGGAUAGAUAGGUUAUUGAAAAUGGCCGUUAGUCUAUUGUAUUGACAAAUUGAGAAUUGUGCUUUAAUAUUUCGAAAGAUGACAUUAAUUAGAUAUAGAUGUAUGCCGCUCAGACUUGUGAUUCUCGAAACUACUAUUUGAGCUGUAAUCCUUAUAAUAUUUUAUAGCUUCAUAAAUAAAUACAACGAAAACUUAUUCCAAGCUUAAAAUUACUUCUCGUAAUUGUGUAGUGACAAGACAAAAAGUUUUAAAUUUAGAAUAACUUUAAUUCGCGUAUAUUAAUAACAGUGUUAUUGUAUUCUGAGUUUGAAGCUUUUAUGUCUGCAAGAAGUGCCUUAGAGUUUUGAUAAUCGGACAGUGAGUGGCAACAUUAAGAAACUUUGACUAGUUAUAAUUCUUAAAGUACUAGUUCAAAUUUAAUUUAUUUGAAAUAUAUAUUGUUCUUACAAUGAAAGCUUGGUUACUAGAAAUUCGGGCUGCUAGUUUUAUACACAACGAAGUUAUUGGUGGAUGAAACUGGCCUGAACUGCUUCGAGUAAAAGACGGCCGUGCCGCUGUUUUUGUUCGACUUGGUGGGGGCAAUGCAGUGCCCCCCACAUUAUAUACAUGAAUGGUAGAAGAUGAAACUAAUUGCUUUUAGUCGAUAGAAAAAAGAUAAAGAGGUAAUUGUAAGAAGAUGAAACGUGAUACACUUACACAAAAGAAACCAAAGUUUGUUCAAAAAUAAAUGUAAAUUAAUAUAAGUUAAUGACAACAUGUUUAAAUGAUUAUGAGUUUUAAUUAAUACAUAACACACGCAAUAAAUUUAAAGUAUGAUAAUAUAUAUAAAUAUGUCUUGAUUCGCACUUCUAUGUAUCGGCGUUACAUAAUUCCACCGUUACUAUUGAUCUCUUCUCAAGUUUCAAUUGUAAAGCUUUCUCGCCACAUUUUAUGUGAAUAGUUUUCUCAUCAUCACUGCAAAGUUUAACAAAAGCAUUAGAUGUUACGCGAAGGUCACACUUAAGUUUUGCGGAACUUAAAAAAACAACAUCAACAACAACAACAAUAUCAAAAUACUCUCCUUUACAUAAUUAACAUGCGAUCGAACCAUUUUUUUAAAACAGAAGAACCACAGAUCUGUAGGCAGGUUUUCUACGUGCUGAUUGAACGCUAUCACUGCCUCUUAGGAAUUGGUAAAAGUGAAACCUCUCAUCAAAUCUUUGAUUUUGGGGAAAAUACAGAAAUCACAGGGUGCUAGGUCGGGGCUAUGUGGAGGAUGGGUGACGAGUUUUACUUUUUCGGAAGUUAAAAAUGAAUUAGUUUUGAUGGCCGUGUGUGAAGAAGCGUUGUCAUCAUGUAGGAGAACGCGGCUUUUUGGUCGUCUUUCGCGAAGUUUUUUUAUUACUGUGAAGGUUGCAACGUUUCAAAAAAUAUAACAUUCGAAAUUCAAAUAGUUCCGAUUAGCUAGGAGUGCAAAACUUUUAGUGUACCCCGUGUAUUUCUUGAUGCCUUCACUUAAGUUAAAGGAAGAUUGUAAGGCACCAGUAUGAUAUAAUAUUGUUAAGAUUAUAACAGGUUAUUAUUAUUAUUGUUUCUAACGAUAAUAAAUUUUAUAUUAGAAGACGAUAUUUUGAUCAAAUUGUUUGAAUCAUGGUCACAACCAUCAAAUACUAUCGAGCUAAUUCCAGCGUUGCUGAACGGUUACGACUUCUGAAUAAAAAUCGGUUACAGUAACAAUCGAUUCGAUUUCCUUUUCUAUCCAGCUGUAUCUACGUUAUUAACGAAAACGAACGAAAUUAAUUCAAAAUGCAAAAAUACUUCACAGUAUUGUACAUUCCUUCGUAGCCAUUUGCAUUAUACGUCAAAAUUAGUUGUCUGGAUGCCCGCGAGUGGCGCUUGAAAUUGGCACAAUAUUUGCUUCAAACAUAUGGAACAACAUGUCCAGUGGUACUUAUACAGGUCAGUGGUAUAUAGUAUCUACGCUAUAGAGUCUAUAUUUUAAGUCUAUGGUCACAACGAUCAGUGGAUACGGUGAAAACUCUUAGUAUUUUUCAUUGUUACUAAAUGACACUUAAAGAACGUUAAUCUGUGUGAUAGCUAAUCCAUUUUGGUCUUCGGCCUUGCGUUAUUUCAUUGUAUUCCCACGGCAUAGUGGAGAACCCUGGAGGCCAGAGGUCAAGAGCGAGUUUGCUUUCGACUUAUGUUGAACACAUAAACCUCGGUCUGAACGUACUAAGGUUUAUGUGAAUCAACGAAAUACAUGGGUCCGAUUCUCAUCAGCCAAAGUAUGGAUUAAUAACCCCCCUCCGAUAAGGAACCUCCAAUAAAAACAAGGUUUUCGUAGUAAGCUUAAAGUGUUCCUUAAUACUCAUCAAAAAGUACAGGAAACUCUUUUACUUGACACUAGUGCUGUUUAAAAAUAAAUUAUACGACCUGUUAUUGUCAUGAGUUCUUUUUAGAGCUUUCGACUUAUGUUAAACACAUAAGUCGAAAAAUACUAAUGUUCGUGUGAAUCAACGAAAUACACACCACAUGGGCGCCACAUUGGUCCGAUUCUCAUCAGCCAAAGUAUGGAAUAAUAACCCCCCUCCGAUAAGGAACCUCCAAUAUAAACAAGGUUUUCGUAGUAAGCUUAAAGUUCCUUAAUACUCAUCAAAAAGUACAGGAAACUCUUUUACUUGACACUAGUGCUGUUUAAAAAUAAAUUAUACGACCUGUUAUUGUCAUGAGUUCUUUUUAGAGAGAUUCUUAUUAAUAUCAGCAGAAUUAGCACUUAUUCAAUCACGAAACUAGUACUCACUUGUUACUAUUAUUAUUAUUUUUGUUAUUUUAGUGUUCUUAACUACAUUACUAACUUGAAUUAGGUCGGGUCACGAAAUUUUAUGUAAUUUUUGUUUUGUUGUAUUUUUUUAUUGUGAUAUUAUUAUCUUAGAAUGGUAACCCUUCAUACAUGUUUAAAUUUUAAGUAGUUUGACAAUCCGCUAGACCUUCGCUAGAUCAUAUCACCUAUGAGUGUGACCAGUAUUAUGCUGAGGUGAACUCCUAUUCUGCAUGUUAAUAUAAAUUUAUAAAUAAGUCUACUUGUAUACUUUAAGUUGCAGAAUAAAUGAUUUUUAUUUCUUU